GAGUCUUCUUUUGGCUGCUAAAUAAUCUUCCCAACAAUGGGGUGUGAUUGUGUGAACAGAGAAGGUCGGUACUUUGUCCUCCACUGUUUACUCUUUAAUCAAAGUGUUUGUUCACUUCCUGACCGACCAGGCAGCAGCACAAACGGCCUCUUUCAUCAGCUCGUUCUCCUCACACCUGCAGCUGGAUUCUUCUCACCUGGUCUGGAUGCACCCGGCUGGAUUUUAGCAGCAGGUUUUCACAGCCUCAGGGAUAAGACACCUGCAGCAGGUGUUUCUGCUGCCAACAGGAUGUCCUGCUGCUGCUGCGUGACGCCCAGACAGCUGCUGGAUGGGAUCCAGGAGGAGGACCAGGAGCAGAUGGAGGUGUCGGUUCUGAGGGAACUAUACCGGAGCUGCAGAGAGGCUCAGAGGAUCCACCCUCAGGUGCUGCUACUCCGGACAGUCUCUGAAGACGUCGUCACCGUUCCUCAGGGUAUGACGUUACCGUGGGAACCAACCAGCACCUCUGACCUCGACCUGACCUUUGACCCCUGGCACGUCCACCUGGACCUGCACCGACGCUGCAGCCCCGGAGGAACCAGAACCAGCAGGCGUUCGGAGUCUGGAGACAGAAACGUGUCGCUGGGUUCAGGUUCUCAUCAGUGCGCCAGAGAAACGUCGCUCUGCGGUUCGUCCGGCAGCUCCAGAGACGACCGCCUCGAAGCCGGUCUGGACUCUGACGGAUCUGGAGAGGAGCUGCAUCCAGACCUGCUGCAACUCCAGGCCCGCCAGGAGGAGCGGCUCCAGGCCCGCCAGGAGGAGCGGCUCCAGGCCCGCCAGGAGGAGCGGCUCCAGACCCGCCAGGAGGAGCGGCUCCAGACCCGCCAGGAGGAGCGGCUCCAGACCCGCCAGGAGGAGCGGCUCCAGACCCGCCAGGAGGAGCGGCUCCAGACCCGCCAGGAGGAGCGGCUCCAGACCCACCAGCAGAACAGCAGCAGGUCCAGGAGGCUCCUCAGCUUCCCCUUCCCCAGCAGGAGGACGCCCAGGAUCUCUGAGGCCGCCCGCAGGCUCGGCAUGUACUCAUCCUUCUGACAAACUUUACAUAUUCCGUGUUAUUCUGGACUUUUUUUUGUCAUUCUGGACAGACUUUACGUAAUUUUGCACUUUUAUUGGUACUUACAAUGACUUUUAAUGACUCUUGGACAUUUAGUUGUAAUUCUGAACACAUUUAAAGUCAUGUUUGAUGUUUCGUUUUUUGGUUUUUUUUGCAUUUUUAAGUCAUUUCGGACAUGUUUUGAGUGAUUUUUUUUUUUUUUGAACCACUUUUGAGUCAUUCCAAACAGGUUUCAAAUAAAUGUAAACAUAUUUUAAGGUAUUUUGGAUAUUUUUUUUGUAAUGACAUUCUUUGAGUCAUUCUUGACACAUUUCAAGGCAUUUCCUACUUAUUUCAUGUAGUUUUGGACAGUACUUGCACAAUAAGACACUGUCUUGUGUCCACUUGCGGCGACAUUUCAAAGUAGUUGCAGAUAAUAAAUUGUAAUUCUGAACAAAUUUAAAGUCAUUUUUGAUAUUUUCCAGUAAUUUUGAACCAUUUUUGAGUAAUUCCAAACAGGUUUAAAUAA
Messenger RNA from Acanthochromis polyacanthus (spiny chromis), 1601 nucleotides. RefSeq lists its product as uncharacterized. The record is from RefSeq and is a predicted model, not a curated record. The coding region runs from base 37 to 1071 and encodes 344 amino acids. NCBI's taxonomy places the organism in Eukaryota, Metazoa, Chordata, Actinopteri, Pomacentridae. The transcript is spliced from 4 exons.